UCCCGGCGAGUGCGGGAAAGCCGCGAAGGAUGAUGCCGACCCCGCGCUUUGGCCCUGCGGGGCGGCCGCGCCCUGCUCUGCCCUGCCGCCGCUGCUGAGCCCGGAGAGCGAUCGCGGCCCGCCAGCAGCCGGCACCAUGGCGUCCGGCUGCGCGCCGCCCUUCGGGGACCCGGCGGAGAUGCGGGAAGGGUUCCUGUGCCCGCUCUGCCUGAAGGACCUGCAGUCAUUCUACCAGCUCCAGACGCACUACGAGGAGGAGCACUCCCGCGAGGACAGGGAUGUCAAAGCGCAGCUCAAAAAUCUAGUCCAGAAGGCCAAAAGAGCAAAGAAGAAAUUGCUGAAACGAGAAGGAGAUGACAGAACUGAUUCUGGAUCUCAGGAGCGAUACGAGUCAUUCAGCUAUGGUGGAGUAGAUCCAUACAUGUGGGAGCCUCAGGAAGUCGGUGCUAUGAGAAGCCAUCUUUCUGAUUUCAAGAAACACCGAGCAGCCAGGAUUGAUCACUAUGUAGUAGAAGUCAAUAAGUUAAUAAUCAGGUUAGAAAAGCUUACAUCGUUUGACAGAGCAAACACUGAGUCAGCCAAAAUAAGAGCUAUAGAGAAGUCUGUUGUGCCUUGGGUCAGUGACCAGGAUGUUCCCUUCUGCCCAGACUGUGGCAGUAAGUUCAGUAUUCGAAACCGACGUCACCACUGCCGCCUUUGUGGGUCUAUUAUGUGCAAGAAGUGCAUGGAACUUGUUGGUCUUCCUUUGGCAAGCAAGCUCACUAGCGCCAGCAGAGAGGCCUUGGGUUCUCAUACGAGCCCGAACUCCUCACCAAACAGUGUCCAUGGCUCCCGCCGUGGCAGCAUUAGCAGCAUAAGCAGUGUGAGCUCAGUUCUGGAUGAGAAGGAUGAUGACCGAAUCCGAUGUUGUCGGCACUGCAAAGAUACCCUGUUGAAAAGAGAACAACAGAUCGAUGAGAAAGAGCACACUCCAGAGAUUGUGAAACUCUAUGAGAAACUCCGAUUCUGCAUGGAGAAAGUUGACCAGAAGGCACCAGAGUAUAUAAGGAUGGCAGAAUCACUGAAUGCUGGGGAGACAACCUACAGUCUUGACAACGCUAAUGACUUGAGGGUGGAGAUUCAAAAAGUAUACGAACUUAUAGAUGCCUUAAGUAAGAAGAUUUUGAGUCUAGGCUUGCAUGAAGAUCCCCAGCCUCAUCCUAAAACACUACAGCUGCAGAGAAUGAUAAGAUAUUCAGCUACACUUUUUGUUCAGGAGAAACUGCUUGGCCUGAUGUCCCUGCCAACCAAAGAUCAGUAUGAAGAACUGAAGAAGAGAAGACUGCAUAUGGUGGCUCUUGAAACACAUGGAAAGCAAGAAGAAAAGCAGAAAGAUUUCAUCUCCAGAUCUGCAGCUGCAGUUAAUGGUGAUGCAACUCACCUGAAAAAAGAAACAGUCAGGAAAUCUGAAGGCUGGUUACCUACAUCUAGCAUAUCACGUGAGAGUGAGAUAGCAGACCCUCUUCUUCAGCAGAUUGACAAUAUUACAUCCUUUAUUAAGCAAGCAAAGGCUGCGAAUAGGGUAGAUGAGGUCCAUAUGUUGCAAGAGAACCUGAGGCAGCUUCAGGAUGAGUAUGAUCAACAACAAACACUGAAAGCUAUUGAGCUUUCCAAAAAACAGGCAGAAGAGGAAGAGAUGCAGAGGGAGGAACUUCAGGUGCUUUGUGAAAAGGAGUGGGAAAGAGAACAGCACAAACUCAUGUCUCAGCAUUCAAGGACACGCUCCUUAGACUUCAGAGAAGUCAAGCAGCAUCAGCACGGAGUUGUAAAUGAGAACCGUAACUUGACAGCGUGUGCAUUGGAUUUGGAUAUUACUCGGAUCAGAGGGAACCCAGGUUUUGAAACUCCUGCUGUUGAGCAGCUGCCAGCUAAAGAGCACUUGAUUUUCACACUGGCACCCCAGAAUGUCCCACAGUGUGACAAAGCCCAAGAUCAGCCAGCCAGUCUAAACCCCUUUGAAGAUGAAGCAGAUACCCCUCAGUUAGAGGAAGAUCCUUCUAACCCAUUUGCCAAAGACACUUCUCCAAUGGUUUCUUUCUCUAACACGGCUUUGCAAAGUAAUAAAAAGGAAUAUAAUCCAUUUGAAAAUGAGGAGGAGGAGGAACAAACUAAUGGAGCACCUGGCAGUACAUCAAACCCUUUCGAAGAGGAUGAAAAUCCAUUUAAAAAACCAGGGGGCAGCUGGAAUUCUGGAAAUCCAUUUGAAGAAGGAUCUUCUACCAAUCCCUUUGAAGUGGAGGAUGACAGUGAGAAUUCUGGAGAGGAGGCUAUAGAGGAAGAACUGCUUCUUCAACAGAUAGAUAAUAUCAAAGCUUAUAUAUUUGAUGCCAAACAUAGUGGACGAAUGGAUGAGGUGGAGGUACUGACAGAGAACUUAAAGGAAUUGAAGCGCACACUAGCAAAGCAGAAGGAGAAAUCCAACUGCUGAAGCAAUGGGGCUUGGUAAUCAUUACUUUAAAUCUGCUGUUAAAUAUGGGAAGGUAGAGCAGAUACUUGCAAAGAGGAGUACAGAUCACAAGAGGGAAUUGGGGGAGUCUUGACUUUCAUGCACUUUCAGCUAGGCAUUUCCACUACUACUCAGUCUUGAAGAAAGAAUCGCUGAGGUAUGCUGCUGGUCCCAGACACCUGUGGUAAGGAAUUUUGGAAUGACUUGUUAACAACACUCAGUGCUGCCUGGUCUUGUGUUUAUUUUGGUCAAAGUGGCUAAGUGCCAAUAGGGAACUGUGAUUUGGAAAUGGUUGCAAUGUUGGUUGUUCUCUUUCCCCCUUUCUGUUACAAUAGUAUUGGCCUUUCGAGUGGGGCUUUAACUAAAGAGAGACAAAAACUUUUCAAGUGCUGCACCCCAGUAAUGUUAUGGUGCAGUGCUACAGUGCCUGAUGGUGUUAGCAGAAAGUGCUGUUAGGCGGCUACUGUGAUUCUUCGAGGUGCAGAAUAUACAGAUCAAUUUUGUGCAAUGCUAAUAUGUAAAAGGGAUUUUAAGACUGAGAACUUUCUAACUGAUCUUAACAUGAGCAACUUUUUAAUGUGUUUCUAAAAAUCUGGAUGCUGUGUUUUCAUCA
Messenger RNA from Neopsephotus bourkii (Bourke's parrot), 3098 nucleotides. RefSeq names its product rabenosyn, RAB effector (gene RBSN). The transcript is spliced from 12 exons. Gene Ontology annotation, molecular function: metal ion binding. The coding region runs from base 137 to 2467 and encodes 776 amino acids. NCBI's taxonomy places the organism in Eukaryota, Metazoa, Chordata, Aves, Psittaciformes, Psittacidae. The record is from RefSeq and is a predicted model, not a curated record.